Molecule: messenger RNA, 1473 nt
Organism: Centruroides sculpturatus (bark scorpion)
Lineage: Eukaryota; Metazoa; Arthropoda; Arachnida; Scorpiones; Buthidae
Exons: 2
Coding region: 60-1262 (400 amino acids)
Biological process (GO): neurogenesis
Cellular component (GO): cytosol
Source: RefSeq, a predicted model, not a curated record
UACAUUUCAUUAUUUCUUGUGUAAUUAUGACAGUGUAAAUUAAUUGUCUCGUUCAAGCAAUGGAAUCAGUUAAUAUACAAUGUUUUAAUGGCCAAAUCGAUCUUAAUUUGCUCGAUUUUCAUAAAUUCAGUCGUCUGUUCAGAGAAUUCAUAAAUUCUUAUCCUCAAACAAAAUCUUUCAAAGUCUUCUUUCCUUAUUCCACCGAAUUCAUGCAACGAGUUAUUCAGUUUAAGAAAUCAGAACAUACUUACAUAAGAACAAUCCAAGAAGCAAUGGAUCUGUAUCGAUUUGGAAAACAUUACGGAGCCGCGGACUUCGUAUCUAUUUGCCAUACAAAUAUUUUGUCAAACAUUAACUUUAUUAACGUUUUUGUUAUUUACGAAUUCGCCUGGAAAAUGAAUGAUUUCGACAUAAUGUACGAGUGUUGGAAAUGGUUCGAUCAUAAAGGAAGUCAAAUAUUUGGAAGACCCGAGUAUUUACAAUGCAGCGAAAUCACAAUAAACACUCUUCUCUCUCGUCCGAUAUACGAGAAGUUAAACGAAUCCAUUUUGUUCAACAUCGUGUGCAUCUGGGCUAAGAUCAAAGUUAUACCACAGACCAAUUUAAGAAGAGUUAUCGAACCAUUCUUAUCUAAAAUUCGAUUCCUUUCCAUGGGGAAAAAAUGUUUUGAACGUGACAUUUUCAACGUUGCAAAUGUCUUAACCGACGAAGAAAUCGAAGCAAUCAGAAAUUAUUUCUCGAGUGAAUUGAAAGACAAAUCUAAAAUUCCAGCCAACCUCUGCACAGACGAAUACCAGAGAGAUUAUCGCUUCUAUUACACUUUGUUUCAUUAUAACCACCGAGUUCUAAGAAGAUUUAGCGAAUGUUUCGAAGUCAAUGCGCGAAUGAAGUUUAAUUGCGAAAUUUCUGUAAAAGAAAACUGUUUUAUUUACAGAAUUCGUCUUCCCGUAAUUCACUCUAAAAAAACAUGUAUAAAGAUCUACGUAGACGUAAAGGUUGUCGGCGGUAACAGGGAAUUUACGAGGUAUGUGGAAUGCGACAGAGAAGGACAAGGGGUGUUGAAUUCUGUAAUAUUCCUGAGAAAAAAUUCGGUGAGUCGACUCAACGCCAAGAUCGACCGCAAAGACUUAAUUCCAGAAAACCAGUUACGAAUUAAACCCGAUAAUUUUUAUUUCUUCCAAGAACAUAAAAGUCCAACUGCUAAAGAAGAAGAAGAUGAACUAAGGCCUAGUUAUUAUUUCGAGGUCGAUCUCUAUUUUUAGAAGGCACAAAAAUAAUUUAAAAUGACUUCAACAAAAAUAAUUUCAAUCGUUUAAUUAACUGAGUUUUUAAUUGAUUCACUACUUUCGGAACCUCGCCUUAUAUUUAAGAUAAACGUGAUGAUAUAAAUGAGUUUCUUUUCUAUUUGUUUCACUGGAAUUAAAUUUCCGAUUACAAAAUUUUAAAAUGAAAAAUAAACAUAGAUUCUACAAU